AUGCAUACGGAAUUCCAUGCAAAUGUUAUCGAUGCUGAUACUGGAGAUGAGAUUGUAAGCCAUCAAUUAGGCGAUCACAAGUUGGAAUUUGACGAGAUUGAGGCCAUCCACACGAAAACAGACGGAGUUGAUAGAAUUUAUACAUUGAUUCAGUACAAGAGUGGAGAGUUGGAGUUUUUGAGAAAUGCCAAAUCAUUUUGGAGAAGGGAUUUCUCACUCUCAGACUCGGUGGCACAUGCAAUUCUGGAUAUUGAAGUCGAGGGUUCAUUGACAGGAGAUGAGUUGAUUCAGGAGGAAGUGUUACCUAUCUGGGAAGCUUAUUUCAGCAGAAUUAUCCGUCAUUACCAAGAAUUAAGGGCCUUGUACGAACGAUUUUGGCAAAUCCUUCCAUUGUGGACAACCGGUGAGUGGACUUUCCCAACAAUUAACAACGACAAAUACUUUGGGUUUGAGAAAAUACUCAUUUUGGCUAAUAACAGAGGGUAUGUGACUGCCCUUAACUCAGUUAACGGUGAAAAAGUUUGGGUCUUCAGUACCGAACAAAGAGAUAUCUACCAGCUGGAAAUAUUUGAUGAUGGUCAACUGUACAUCUUCACUAAAUCAGGUCCAUUAUUUAUCCUCGACUCAAAGACCGGAGAGCUCAUCAGCCAAGAGUUGCUUGCACCUUCUUCUUCCAUCAAAAGGCUCCAUGAUAAGUCACUUUUAGUUGAAACUUCAGAAGGUUUGAAUGUAGUGGCUGGACACAAUAAUGGGACGUCCUACACCACAAGCCACGAUGCCCACACUAUCAAAGGUUUUAAGAUAGUGGAAGAUUCUAUCAAGCCUUCGUGGACUUUCAUUACUAAGCCACAUGAAAUUAUUGUGGGAUACUCUGAAAAGAACACUGAAGAACUAGUUGCGAACAUUGGAAUUGUUCUUGGGGACAGAAGCGUACUGUACAAAUACUUGUACCCAAAUCUUGCUGCAGUAGCUGUUUGGAAUAACAACACAAAGGCUCUCUAUUUGAACAUCAUCGAUACUUUGACUGGUGAACUGUUGCAUUCAGUUGUGCAUGAUACUGAUGUUCUUGGUGAUAGUGUGUCUGUUGUUUUUGGCGAGCACUGGGUUGUUUACACAUUUUACAGUAACAAACCGACACCAGAGCAACAUGUUGUGGUAAUUGAUCUGUUUGAGUCCUUGGUUCCAAAUACUAGACUCUCUAAGGACUCUGAAUCGUCUUUUGGAGCACGUCAUCCACCUGCAAUCUCUACAAAGUCGUUUAUCCUACCCGUAAAGGUUAGCACGUUGGCUAUUACCAAGACUCGUUUCGGGGUCACUACCAAAGCUGUGGUAUUCAGUUUAGAAAACGGUCAACUUCUUCUUGUACCGAAAUUCAUCCUGAACUCCAGACGUGUUUUUGGACGUGAAUUAACCAACGAGGAAAAGGCCCAGUUCAGACUUUUGCCAUACGACCCAGUGAUAAGCAUUGAUGAUCACAGUGUUAUUUCACACAAGAGACAAGUCCUUGGACAAGAAACCAUUGUUUCUAUGGCUACUAACCUGGAGAGUACGAGUAUUGUUUGCUCAUAUGGUCUUGACGUAUUCUGUACCAGAGUGUCUCCUUCAUCACAAUUUGACAAAUUGACUUCUAGUUUCGAUAAGAUUAAACUUGUUGGAAGUAUUAUCAUUUUGGUGUUUUUGGUCUUUUUCCUCAGACCAAUGAGGGAGAGCAAGAUUUUGAAGAACUUGUGGGUUGUUGAAGCUCCAAACUGA
This is a messenger RNA of Williopsis jadinii, 1752 nucleotides long. It is a transcript of the gene EMC1, whose product is annotated as Emc1p. Bases 1 to 1752 code for a protein of 583 amino acids. Gene Ontology annotation, cellular component: EMC complex. The record is from RefSeq and is a predicted model, not a curated record. NCBI's taxonomy places the organism in Eukaryota, Fungi, Ascomycota, Saccharomycetes, Phaffomycetales, Wickerhamomycetaceae. Gene Ontology annotation, biological process: protein folding in endoplasmic reticulum. Gene Ontology annotation, molecular function: protein binding. The transcript has a single exon.